This is a messenger RNA of Schistosoma bovis, 2997 nucleotides long. The record is from the annotation of a GenBank genome assembly. Lineage: Eukaryota; Metazoa; Platyhelminthes; Trematoda; Strigeidida; Schistosomatidae.
UUUCAAUAAAUAUUAUAAUUAUGUUUGUUAGGUUAUGAUGACACUACAAAACUAUGAGUGACAAUACACACAUUCAAAUACUUUAAUAUAAACAUGUUUUUUAUUGGAUAAUUUUUAAUAUUGUGCUGAUGAUGUCGUUCAGAGGAACGAUGAAAGCCCCACGACGAAAUCAUCCAGCUCAGAGAACAACACUCCAACAAAAUGAAUAACGGUGUUUACACGAAUAGAUAACCAAGUUGUAAACAGUAAUAUCAUUGGCCGGUGUUAUUUGAAUAAUCAUAAUCAACUUAACAACCAAAUUAAAUGGCUCGAUAUACUUACUUACGCCUGUUGCCCCUCUCCGAGAGGCAUAGGCCACCCACCAGCAUUCUCCAUCCUACCCUGUUCUGGGCAAUCCUUCCCAGUUGCUAGUCAUCCUUUUCAUGUCUGAUUUCAAUUCCCGACUCAGUUUAUUCUUUGGCCUUCUCUUCCGUUUCCCUUCAUGAUUCCGAAUUAGGGCUUGCCUCGUGAUGCAGUUGGUCUUGAGUUUGGCCAGGGGAGGAAAAGCGGUUAAAGAUAUUUCUUUUGUACGUAUAGCUGCGGUUUAUUCAUCCAAAUCUCUAAUGCUCCAGCCGUUUGAUGGACUUUAAGUCUGACAAGCUCUGGGGAAAAUUUACUGAUCCGAUAAGUAAUUGAAAAGGAUUGGUUUAUACUGGCACUAUGACAUGCUUGCACUAAAUACGUCAAUAUCGAACUGUUCAUUUUCUUCAAUAAAUCUUUGUUUAGUCACUUUGGGAGGUGUUCCUGCGCACGAAAAUGUAAAUCCUUAGAGCUUCAACGAAUAUAAGUUGUUGCACAGGAGCAGUUGAACUGAUAAAUACAAAAUGAGUUAGUCAUCCUAGCUAAUUCAUCUUUUAGCCUCGAUGUCACGAUUGGGCGAGUAGUAAACACUAAUCGUAGUACUCAGCCGUUGAAUGAUCUUUGGAUUGUUCUGCGUAAUCUCUAACUUGAUAUUUCGCUAGCAACAUCCCCUCAUGAACAAGGAUUUCUUAUUCACUGCUUGUAUUUCGUCUAUUCUAGACUUCUUUAUCAUAUAACUGUUUACGAACUUUCCAGGGUAUCUGUUUUCAUCUUCUUCCACUAUAUCUGUAGAACAAAUAGUACGUAUUCGGUAACUCAGAGUUCUGAUCAGGUUUCUUUUGUACUGUAUAGGUUUAAAGCUAAAGAAACAUGUAUGCGGCCCUGUCUAGGUAUUAUCUUUCUGUUUAAGUUUAUUGUUUAGUGAACAUUAUUUAUUAUAAUAUGUCAGCAAGUUAUAAAAUGAAGCAUUUCUAAUUUACCGAUCAUUCAUAAUAGAUUUUUUUUUGUGUGUAUAUUUGAGUGUACGUGUGAUUAAAUGACACAAUUCAUAUGUGUUGAUUCUUAUCUUUGUAUUUCCAACAAUGUCGACAUAACAGAACAACCAAUAUAAUAUACACACACAUAGUGAGUAAUUUGAACAUAGAUUAUAUACAAUAUAAUCAAUAUUACAGCCCCUUAGAAUGAGAUUCUUUUUAAAUGAAACAAUAAUUCAUUGUGCAAAUAUCAUCAAUAUUUUGUCUAUUGUAUGAAUGUAAAGAUAAAAGACAUGGCAUUAAUAGAAGAUUGGCCAAUAGUUGUGGAUAAUGGAGCUGGACAUUUAAAAGCUGGUUAUGCUGGAGAUGGUGGACCAAGAAUUCUUAUUCCAAUGUUAAUAGGUAGACCAACAAAAUGUUCAAAAUAUACAGACUGGUUUGUUGGUGAACAUGCAAAUGUUCUUCGAAAUGAACUGAUUCUUAAUUGCCCUAUUGCCAAUGGAAUUGUAACGGAUAUUGACGGGUUAUCAUUAGUUUGGUAUUAUAUGUUCAUGAAGGAACUACGUACAAAUCCGGAAAAUCAUCCAGUUCUUAUAAGUGAAUAUCCUUUAUUGCCUAAAUUCAACAGAGAAAAAUUAGCAGAAAUGGUUUUUGAGAAAUUUCAUAUGCCUGGUUUAUUCUUCACAGAUCAAUCUGCACUUGCUCUGUACGCGUAUGGGCUAACAUCCGGUUUGGUUGUUGAUGUUGGUACAGAAAUGUCUAAUAUUACACCGGUCAAUAAUACAAUUUUUAUACCGAAUGCUUUAAGGCGUCAAAAUCUCGGUGGAUCUCAUAUAACUGAAUUAUUUCGAUAUAUGCUAGCGAAAGAACAUCCUGUUGCAGCCACAUCUAUCUCACGUGAUUUUGCACGGCUUUUAAAAGAAAAAUUUUGUUUUAUUUCAUUGAAUCCAGAUGAUGAAAGAAAACAAAUCAAUUCCACUUCAAAUGCACAAAAUGUACAUCAAACACCAGAUGGUCAUAUUAUAAGUUUGACUAAGGAAAGAUUUAUGGCACCUGAAUUAUUAUUUUAUCCAAGACAAGCAGGUUUAAGUGGUACAACUGGACUACAAAAUAUCGUUAAUGAAUCUAUUCAAAAAUGUUCAGCUGAUUUACAUCCAACAUUAUAUUCAAACAUUGUAUUAAGUGGUGGUAGUACAUUAUUUCCUGGAUUUUCACAACGUUUAGAAAAUGAAUUGAACGCGUUGAACUCACCAGUAAAUCAAAGAAUAUUUGUACAUAGAAAACAAAAUGAUCAGAAAUAUGCUGUAUGGAUUGGUGGUUCCAUUUUAGCCUCAUUGAGUUCAUUUAAAGAAAUAUAUAUACAAAAGAAAGAAUAUGAAGAAUUUGGUGCAAGAAUUGUACAUACAAGAUAAAACCAUAUCAUAACUAUUCAUUAUUAUUACAUCAUUUAAUUAAAAGAAGAAAAAUAUUGGGAUAAAACUUUACAAGGAUUUAAGGAAAUAUGCAUUUUAUUCAUUGAACACUUAAUUAAACAGGUACAAAUUCCCGCCCCUCUCUCAUUCAUUAUGAUCUUAAUGAUAGUUUAUUUGGCUUAUAGUCAUAGGUAAUGAAAAUGUUCAUUUGUCCUUUAUUUUAUGUAUUUAACUCCAUUGAUUCAUUUUUACAGAUUAUGUAUAAAUAAAUU